GCGGAUGGGAGGACGGAGAGAGAUGCUCAGUCCGGAGUAAACCCUGGAAACAGCAGGAGCCAGGUCAUGAGUGCAUCUAUACACCCUGUGACACAAAUGGAGUUACUCCGGGACGCACAUUCUUCUAAAAACCCUCAUUUUCGGAUGCGUAUGGAAAUGAAUGACACUUCUGUGCAAUACGCAACUCGGAAUCCGUGUUCCUGAUCUUUCGCUGAACAGGUGCGCAGAAAGCGCAUUGCCGUGCUUUUUCGCGCAGAGAGAAAGAAACUUCGUUCGAGUUCAUAAACACGGUGGAUUUAAGCUGCUUCGCUCGAAACAUUUUACGGAAAAUUAUUUUUGUCAACACUUUUUUUUUUUUUUUUUUUUUUGCCAACAGUGAUAAAUGUAAUUUAAAACAAAAAUAAAAACUUGACGAGAGCACCUAACCACGACCGGCAGAGGAUGCAGAGCAUGACAGAAAAACACAGAAAGCACUGAAUUGUACGGAAAUGCAGAUGAAAGCGUAGAAAUGUACUGAAAGUAAUUGGCUGUAUGAUGGAGCGCUUUGAGAAUCAGCGGUUCUUCCUGAGGAUUUCUCUUCUCUGCAUUAUCCUAUGUGAGUCAAUCUCUUGUUGUGAGAAGACUCAUUCACACGCUGAAGAUGAACUCUUUAAAAAGCUGUUUGAUGGAUACAACAAGUGGUCAAGGCCCGUACCAAACACCUCUGAUGUUGUCAUUGUCAAGUUUGGUUUGUCUAUUGCCCAGCUGAUUGAUGUGGACGAGAAGAAUCAGAUGAUGACAACAAAUGUCUGGCUAAAGCAGGAGUGGAACGACUAUAAACUACGCUGGAAACCUUCAGACUUCGACAAUGUGACUUCCAUCAGGGUUCCGUCAGAACUAAUCUGGGUCCCGGAUAUAGUUUUGUACAACAAUGCAGACGGAGAGUUUGCGGUGACCCACAUGACCAAAGCCCACCUCUUCCACACAGGUAAAGUGCGCUGGGUACCACCUGCCAUCUACAAGAGCUCAUGCAGCAUCGAUGUCACCUUCUUCCCCUUUGACCAGCAGAACUGCAAGAUGAAAUUCGGCUCGUGGACUUACGACAAAGCCAAGAUCGACCUGGAGCGCAUCGAGAACACGGUGGACUUAAAAGACUACUGGGAGAGCGGCGAGUGGGCCAUCAUCAAUGCCGUGGGCACCUACAACACCAAGAAGUACGACUGCUGCCACGAGAUCUACCCAGACAUCACCUACUUCUUCAUCAUCCGCCGUCUGCCGCUCUUCUACACCAUAAACCUCAUCAUCCCCUGCCUGCUCAUCUCCUGCCUGACCGUGCUGGUCUUCUACCUCCCGUCAGAUUGCGGUGAGAAGAUCACGCUGUGCAUCUCGGUCCUCCUCUCGCUCACCGUCUUCCUGCUGCUCAUCACUGAAAUAAUCCCCUCCACCUCGCUCGUGAUCCCGCUCAUUGGCGAAUACCUCCUCUUCACUAUGAUCUUUGUCACCCUGUCCAUCGUCAUCACCGUCUUCGUGCUUAACGUCCACCACCGCUCGCCCAGCACUCAUAAGAUGCCCCGUUGGGUUCACUCAGUCUUCUUGGAUUUGAUCCCGCGGUGGUUGUUUAUGCGGAGACCUGCACCGGACAGCCGUCGCAGGCAGAAACUCCUCCUCCUGCAGCGGCAGGGCCAAGGAAUGACGUCACGGGUGCUUGGACCGGCAAACGCGACCCUCAGUACAUCUACCAGCUGGUUCAGAGGGGAGGAAGAGUCCCGCAGACGCUUCUGUUAUAAGGACUUAGAACUGGGAACGCUGUCCUCUGCGAUCUCGCUUUCACUCCAGACCCCUUCGCCCUGCCCUCUAGCCACGACUCCGCCUACUCUGCAGAAAUUCGGCCCUUCCUCUAGACUGGAGUUGGGCCUGGCUUCCAGGCAGCUUGGUGGAAGAGUUAAUGUCACAAAGCGGCCUGACAACAUGAUGCCAGACAACCCGGGAUUCCCCCUGUCCCCCAGUGUCCUGCAAGCUCUGGAGGGGGUUCACUACAUAGCAGACCACCUGAGAGCAGAAGAUGCUGACUUUAGCGUAAAAGAGGACUGGAAGUAUGUUGCUAUGGUAAUAGACAGAAUCUUCCUGUGGAUGUUCAUCAUAGUUUGUUUGCUGGGCACAAUCGGACUUUUUCUUCCGCCCUGGCUCGCGGGCAUGAUCUAAAAAACACCUUAGUGAGUAUACUGUAUGAACAAUAAGGACUUCUAACGUUUAGGCUUCCACUGGAAGAACGCCCCUUCUAGCAGGGAACGUCACGCAUGGGGUCAGAUGCAUGUUUGACAAGGAACGCGGCCUCAAAUACCUGACAUUUUCUUAGGUCAGUUACUGAAAGGAAAGUCACAUAUUAAAGGAAGCUUGUCUAUGCUUGUAUUUGAAUGUAUAACCCUAAAUAUUAUUGUAAAAAUUAAAAGUGCCAACUGGAAAGGACUACGUUAAUUUAACUGAUUACACAAAUAAAAGCUCUGAGGUGGCUAUUUC
Puntigrus tetrazona (Sumatra barb) is the source of this 2496-nucleotide messenger RNA. It is a transcript of the gene chrna2b, whose product is annotated as cholinergic receptor, nicotinic, alpha 2b (neuronal). NCBI's taxonomy places the organism in Eukaryota, Metazoa, Chordata, Actinopteri, Cypriniformes, Cyprinidae. The record is from RefSeq and is a predicted model, not a curated record. Gene Ontology annotation, biological process: monoatomic ion transmembrane transport; regulation of membrane potential; chemical synaptic transmission. Gene Ontology annotation, cellular component: postsynaptic membrane; neuron projection; synapse. Gene Ontology annotation, molecular function: transmembrane signaling receptor activity; acetylcholine-gated monoatomic cation-selective channel activity. The coding region runs from base 532 to 2181 and encodes 549 amino acids. The transcript has 6 exons.